GGAGCCCAUUCAGGAUAUGUGAAGCUGUUAACAAAUUAGCUUUCCUUUGCCAUCAUGCUUACAGUUGCAGUGGACUGCUAUAGAGUCAAAACCAUUUGUCUUAAAUGAAUCAAUGUUAACAGCGAGGCUGGGGUAUGUUUUGUUCCUCUUAUGUCAUGGCAACAUUGCUGCAAAUAUUUCUUUCCUUAAAGUCAGCUGUCUUCAAAAUAGCUCAGGUGAGUGGUGUGACCUGAAGCUCUGCAGUACUGCAGCAUGCUAUCCCAAGUUUGCCUUUCUGCCUUCCAGGGUAGAUAGAAAUGUAAGCAGGUGUGAUUGUCAGAUUAAAUGGAUAUACACAAACUCAAAAAUAACAAUAAAAAAUGGGACAAGUAGUCUAAAGGUAGUGAUACAGCUGUUGUUUUGAAGUGCUUGGCUGUUGCCUGUGAGGGGUAAUUUGAAGGGAUGAAGAAGGGACCAGGUGUAUUCAGUGAGUCUUGAAGUUGUUUCUCCAGAGGGAACUGUGUCCAAUAAGGAGCUGCUUUUUGCAGUUUCAUAAUGAAGACCAAGAUCAGCUUUUCAGUGUGAGGAUGGUGUUUAACUGCAGGGAUAUCCGAACACACGCACACAGAAGGUAAAGGGGUUCUGUGGGAGGCAGUCGUGUGAACUUAAAGGAUAAAGGAAAAAGCAUAGAGGAAAAAAAAUAAAAGGGACAUUUCUGUUGGUAAAUACUCAAGGGGAAAAGCAGUGUCUGUUGUUGAUCAUUGCUUCACCUAAAAUAUAAUAAAAAUGAUUCCAAAGUUACAGCAUGCUGUUGUCAUUGUGGUGAUGGACAGUAAAGGUACCUGUGUGGUUAAUGAGGUUGGAGACAGAGGGGUCUUGUGCUUGGAGAACAGUUUUUCUUUAACCAUGUGUUAAACACAGGGGUGUUUCUAGUUCUGUUGCUUUGGUGCCCAGAGAAACAGCCCAAAGUAUGCAAAGCUUUUAGUCAGGUGAGUGAGAAAGGUUUGGGUUUGGUCUUCUAAGAAAUUAAUGGUUAAUGACUCUCUGACGGAUGUUCCUUUUAAUCCCCGUGGCAGCAUGUUCUGCAUUUCCUCUCAUGCUCACUCAGUCUGUGUGAGAGCCUUGCAUCCACCUCCCCUGCUGCAGAACCAGGUACGGGUGGGGAUAUACUGCGUGUCGUCCAAAAGAAGAAGAAAAGCAGGAACAUCACUUGCAACGGGCUAUCUCAGCACAACAAGUUUUCAGAGAAAAGAAAGAGAGCAUGGUUAUCCCAGUUCCUGAAGCAGAGAGCAAUGUGAACUAUUACAAUCGUUUGUAUAAAGGAGAAUUUAAGCAACCAAAGCAGUUCAUUCACAUUCAACCCUUUAAUCUGGACAAUGAACAGCCAGAUUAUGAUAUGGACUCUGAGGAUGAAACCUUAUUGAACAGACUAAAUCGGAAGAUGGAAAUCAAGCCACUGCAGUUUGAAAUAAUGAUUGACAGACUUGAAAAAGCCAGUUCUAGUCAGCUCGUUACACUUCAGGAAGCUAAAUUGCUGCUAAAUGAGGAUGACUACCUUAUUAAGGCUGUAUAUGACUACUGGGUAAGAAAGCGUAAGAAUUGCAGAGGGCCGUCUCUCAUCCCCCAAAUCAAACAGGAAAAGAGGGAUGGCUCCACCAACAACGACCCUUAUGUUGCCUUUCGGAGGAGAACUGAGAAGAUGCAGACAAGAAAGAAUCGAAAGAAUGAUGAAGCGUCUUAUGAGAAGAUGUUGAAAUUAAGAAGAGAGUUUAGCAGAGCCAUAACGAUUCUGGAGAUGAUUAAGAGGAGAGAGAAGACAAAACGCGAGUUAUUGCAUUUAACAUUGGAAGUUGUAGAGAAAAGAUACCAUUUGGGUGAUUAUGGAGGUGAAAUUCUCAAUGAAGUGAAGCUUAACAGACCUGAAAAAGAGAUGAGCACAACCGCAUCCACUCUUCAUAAUGGAAAUCAUCACAAAGUUCCAGAAUGUAAAAUUAAGCAUCCUCAUCAUUCAUCUCUAAAGGAGGAGAUAUCAGAUGUUGUACGUCAGAAGAAGAAGUAUCUGAAGAAACCGAAAAUGGAGUGUGUGGUAACUGCUCAACAGCCCUCUGCUGAGCCCUUGCCUGUUAUCAACAAGAGUGAUAUCAAGCAGUAUGACUUCCACAGCUCAGAUGAAGAUGAGUUCCCGCAGGUACCCUCACCGGUAUCAGAAGCAGAAGAGGAAAAUGAUCCUGAUGGACCUUGUGCUUUCAGGAGAAGAGCAGGAUGCCAGUAUUAUGCUCCUCGUUUGGACCAAACUAAUUCUUCAUAUGAAAAUUCAGAAUUGGCAGAAUUGGACAAACUGAGGUUCAGGCAUUGCCUUACAACCCUUACAAUUCCAAGAAGGUGUAUAGGAUUUGCAAGAAGACGAGUUGGCAGGGGUGGAAGGGUUAUAAUGGACCGAAUAUCCACAGAACAUGAUCCUGUCUUGAGACAGAUUGACCCGGAAAUGCUGAAUAGUUUUUCAAGCUCUUCCCAGACUUUAGACUUUUCUUCUAAUUUUUCACGGACCAAUGCUUCCAAUAAACGUUGUGAAAACAGACUGUCCCUUUCUGAAAUACUAAGCAAUAUCAGAUCAUGUCGACUGCAGUGUUUUCAGCCAAGGCUACUAAAUCUACAGGACAGCGAUAGUGAAGAAUGUACCUCAAGGAAACCAGGGCAGACUGUGAAUAAUAAAAGAGUUUCUGCAGCAUCUGUAGCUUUAUUGAACACCAGCAAGAAUGGCAUAUCAGUAACAGGGGGUAUCACAGAAGAACAAUUUCAGACACAUCAACAGCAGUUAGUUCAAAUGCAGAGGCAACAACUUGCCCAGCUUCAACAGAAACAACAAUCUCAGCAUUCCUCGCAACAGACACAUCCAAAAGCACAGGGCUCCAGCAUCUCUGACUGUAUGUCAAAAACACUUGAUUCAGCCAGUGCCCACUUUGCUGCAUCCGCAGUGGUCAGUGCACCUGCUCCUGGUCGCAGUGAGGCAACGAAGGAGCAAACCCCCAGCCACAACAACAUUAAUGGUGUUGUCCAGCCUUCAGGAACCUCUAGAACGUUGUACUCCACCAACAUGGCUUUAUCAUCCAGCCCAGGGAUUUCAGCUGUACAGCUUGUAAGGACAGUUGGCCACACCACCACAAACCACUUAAUUCCAGCGUUGUGCACGAGCAGUCCUCAAACACUUCCCAUGAACAAUUCUUGCCUGACGAACGCAGUGCACCUCAACAAUGUCAGUGUUGUUUCUCCAGUCAAUGUGCAUAUUAAUACAAGGACUUCAGCACCAUCGCCAACAGCCUUAAAACUUGCCACAGUUGCUGCCAGUAUGGACAGAGUGCCAAAGGUAACUCCUAGCAGUGCCAUCAGCAGUAUAGCAAGAGAGAACCAUGAACCAGAACGGCUGGGUUUAAAUGGCAUAGCAGAGACAACAGUAGCAAUGGAAGUGACAUAACCUCAAAUCAGUGUCUCAACCUGUGCUAACGGUGUAGUCAUUUAUAUUCCAACCGAAUGCAAAAUGCAGCGCUCUGUGGAUCACAGAGAACUAAAAUGGACCUAAAUGGACUAUCCUUAUAUCGUGUAUUAAGUCGAUAUAUAAUGUAAAUUUUGUAAAAUUGGGAAAAUCACUACCUUGUAAAAUAGUUUAUUUGUAUCAUCAAUAUUAUUUCUGUUACUUGAAUAGUAGAUAUUCAUCAUCAUGCUUUUGCACUUGAAUUUGCAACUGAAUGGAUUAAAAAAUAAUUCUUUAAUGGGAUCAUGAGCAUGAAAUGGGAUCCUGCAUCACUUGUUUUAACUAUUUAUUUUGCCAUGUUUACAUUUUGUAUCUUGUACAAAUAAAUCCAACUUUGUGUCUAAAAAAAAGUUAAAGAUUCAUAGCUAGGAGACAAAAUUCUUGUAAUUUUUUUCUAAAGGAAAUGUAAAGUUUUCACUUGGUUCAUUUUGUUUCACAAUUUGACUAGAUGGACUUUUUGGUAAAUACUUUAGUGGCAUUUCACUGUCAAAUAUGAAGUUCAAGGCAAAAUAGUAUUUUCUAUUACUGUGCAGGGGAAAGGGAUGGAUCGAUACAUGCAAAUUUAAUGUAGUAACUCACUUUUCCAUAUAUUUUGAAUGUAUAUUUCUAUUUAUAAUACCAGUUUAUAAAAAAUAAUUACACAGGAAAAAAACUGACUAGGAAAAUUAUGCAUCUAGCACACAUACAAUUGUGCAGAUAAGAGAAAAUUUUCAACCGAUUACAUUUUAUCCGAAGACUGCAUAUUUUAACCGGCUUUAAAACUGUAAUACACCACGUAAAGGAUAUUUUACCAGGUAUGUAUUGCAUUAUAUAUCAUUGCAAUAAUUAUUGGAUGUCUAGAUAUCGAGCCAUCCCAGGUGGUGGGGGGGAGGGAGGGUUGUGGCAAGAUCGUCUUUUCAAUUUUGGAGAGUUUUCCUGUGGCUACAAGGCAAGUAACGGGUUGGAAAAAGUCUGACUGUAAGCGUUGGACACCUUCGUAGUGUAGUGUUUUAGUGACUUUUUUUAUACGGUUCUUGUAAAUUAGAUACGUGUAGUGGUGUUUCAGAAUGUUUGUUUAUGCACUAGUUCAGACAACUUUCCCUGUUACUUGUUCUUGAUAAGUGAAAACUGCAGGGAAAUAAAAAUACAUAUCAAAACAUGGA
Messenger RNA from Gallus gallus (chicken), 4650 nucleotides. It is a transcript of the gene EPC2, whose product is annotated as enhancer of polycomb homolog 2. The coding region runs from base 1241 to 3451 and encodes 736 amino acids. Gene Ontology annotation, cellular component: piccolo histone acetyltransferase complex. The record is from RefSeq and is a predicted model, not a curated record. Gene Ontology annotation, biological process: regulation of transcription by RNA polymerase II. The transcript has 14 exons. Lineage: Eukaryota; Metazoa; Chordata; Aves; Galliformes; Phasianidae.